Symbiodinium pilosum is the source of this 629-nucleotide messenger RNA. Lineage: Eukaryota; Dinophyceae; Suessiales; Symbiodiniaceae. The record is from the annotation of a GenBank genome assembly.
GUGGUGGCAUGAAGUUCAAUUUUGGUGGUGGCGGGUUCCCGGGCGGCGGUGGAGGCGGGCAACCGGGCCGAUCAUCCCAAGGAGGAAGCAAGACGAUAUUCAAGGACGUGCCUGGCGUGAAAGAGAUGUCCGCGAAGUCAUGGAAGGCAGAGAUGGAGGACAGCGCUUCCAGAAGGAACGUUGUCAUCCUCUUCUAUGAGUCCAACCUUCAAGAGAUGGAGGAGAUAGAAGAAGCCUUUACGACUUUUGGCGCUAAGCUGGUGCAGGGCGCGCAACUUGUCGAAGCCGGCGCGGUCAAUUGCGCCAGGUCAGAAGGCCUCUGUCAAAAGCAGGGGGCAAAACGGCUCCCAUCCGUGAAGUACUAUGGUCCUGAAGGAGAGCAGCCAAAGCAGUUCCCUUCAGGUGCUAUAGACUUCCACGCGCUAUCCACCUGGCUACCCAAGGUAAUGGCAGAUUACGUGAAGGUCCUUGUGACAGAGAAGGAUGUCCGGCGGUGGCUGCCUACUGAUGAUAAGGUGCCUCAUGUCGUCUUCUUCUCCGACAAGAAGACGACCCCUCCUCUUUUAAAGACGCUCUCGGUGGAAUUCCGAGAGCGCGCGGCCUUGGGCGUCGUCUUAGCAGGCUCUGAG